This is a messenger RNA of Oryzias melastigma (Indian medaka), 4049 nucleotides long. RefSeq lists its product as uncharacterized. Gene Ontology annotation, biological process: lipoprotein metabolic process; lipid transport. Gene Ontology annotation, cellular component: membrane; extracellular region. The transcript is spliced from 19 exons. The coding region runs from base 531 to 2480 and encodes 649 amino acids. Gene Ontology annotation, molecular function: lipid binding. Lineage: Eukaryota; Metazoa; Chordata; Actinopteri; Beloniformes; Adrianichthyidae. The record is from RefSeq and is a predicted model, not a curated record.
AGCGCCUGAAAGCCAACGACAACCUCAAGUUUUCCCAGGAAUACGAGCCGACUAAAACUCUCGAGACUUCCCAAAGUACCAGACAACCCCUCCAGCAACACAUUUAUGAAGACCCAGAUGCAUUAUUGGAUUCUGGUGGAGUCCAAGCAGAUGUCAGACCAGCACCUCAACCCAGAAGGAAAAAGGUUCAGUUCAGCGACGCCAUCGACUCCUCCAGCCAAGUCAAUGUGGCCAAUGUAAACCAAGCAGUAAACCCGAUCAAACCAGAGUCUUUGGACCUUCCUCCCACCUUCAAGCCGCCUCAGCCUUACCGUUCUGCUCUCAAACCCCCGGUAGCCAGCAAAAAAACCCCAACCGGCGAUGAUCGGUCGAGACCAGCGACACCUGGUUCACCUGCUGAGCCCCAACCUCUGAGUGCAGACAUAAAACCUCCUGUUCCUGCGAAACGAAAAAAUGCUCCGUCUUCUUAUGACACGCCAGCGAAGAGUCAAACUUCACAGCCACAAUCUGUGAGUUACGACAAAAUACCCAUGGUUACCCCAAAACAGCGAAGUCCUUCUUCCUCUUCUUCUUCUUCUUCAGCUCAGUGUUAUGAAACACCAUCAUCAGCAAAGAGUCAACCUUCAGAGUCCCAACCUUUGAGUUCUGAACAAAAACCUCCCAUUCCUCAAAAACGACAAAAUUGUUCUUCUUCUUCAUCUUCUUCCACACCAUCUGUGGUCAUAAACCAAACACCAGAGAGAUACUCUGAGUUACCUCAGCAACCCAAACGGUUAUCAGUCAGCUCCAACGGAGCCUUGGAAGAGAGACCCGUCUCACCGACACUUUCUGGAAACUCCCAGGAUUCCAGGGGAGCAGACCGAACUAACCUCAAACCUGAUCUUCCUCAAAAACAACGAAAUCCUUCGUCUUCUCCUUCAUCCUAUCAAACACCAACGAAUUACCUUGUGUUACCUCAGCAACACAAACGGUUAUCAGUCAGCUCCAACGGAGCCUUGGAAGAGAGACCCGUCUCACCGGCACUUUCUGGAAACUCCCAGGAUUCCAGUGGAACUAACCCUCUGGUUUCUGGCAGACUAACUCCUGUUCCUCACAUUCGACAACUCUCUUUUUCCUCGUCUGAUCUUUACAACGACAGACCAUCCGCAGCCCAGAAUCACACUCCUGAGACACAGCCCCUGAUUCCUGUCAGACCAGCUCCUGUUCCUAGAAAUCGACAACUCUCUUCUUCCUCCUCCAAUCUUUAUUAUGACACACCAUCCACAGCCCAGAAUCCCACUCCUGAGCUCAAACCUGAUCUUCCUCAAAAACAACGAAAUCCUUCGUCUUCUCCUUCAUCCUAUCAAACACCAACGAAUUACCUCAUGUUACCUCAGCAACACAAACGGUUAUCAGUCAGCUCCAACGGAGCCUUGGAAGAGAGACCCGUCUCACCGGCACGUUCUGGAAACUCCCAGGAUUCCAGUGGAGCAGACCGAACUAACUCUGGUUCAGAAUACUACAAUGAGAGUCGCCCUCCAUACAUCAGAGUUAUCCCUGAUAACCCGAAUGACAAGACAUUGACGAGACCUGAACUUCAUCCACAACUACAUCCAACCUUUGAGGUGGACAACCGUGAUUCCAUAUAUGCACUGAACACAGAUGACAUCACUGCGCUCCUGAAAUGGCUCAAAAGAGUAUCCAGUCAAUCAGAUGAUGUUAUAUCACCGAUAUAUGGCCUCGGAUUAGAGGAGGAAAUCAGAUCAUUUGAACAGAAAGCCAUAAACUUGAGAAAGGCGCGGCGCCUCUUCCACCUCCUCAUGAUGAAACGUAAAGAGAGCCUGGAGAAUGGCAUCAAAAACUUCCAGGCCGUCUGUGUCCAACUGGAAAAGGUGAAGAAGACGAACAAGGCCAUGGGGAUUGCUGGAGGCACCACGGGUGCUCUGGGAGGCGUGGCUGCAGUGGUAGGCAUUGCCUUGGCUCCAGUUACCAUGGGCACCUCACUGAUUGUUACGGCUGUUGGGGCUGGUGUUGCAGCAUCAGCUGGAGGUUUUGGCGCUCAUGCGCUGAAAACCAACAAGAAGAUCGUGAAUCGAUCCACCAUGGAGGAACUCGUGAACAACUACAAAUCAGAUGUUGUUGACCUGGAACGCUGCCUCGCUUUCAUCUUCUCAGCGAUGAAAGAGCUACAAAGAUACAACAUUUCACGACUUCAAACGGCUCACCCAGACGCUGUGAGGAUGGCAGAACUGUCGCAGCUAGUUUUUAAAAAUAGCAUGAACACCGAUGGAGGGAUUUCUCUCCUCCAACUUGGUGGGAUGACGUCUGAAAACCUGCUGAAGGCUUUUUCUACUGAGAUUGAUCUUUAUUUCACAGAAAAGAAAGGCCAAAAGCUGAAAAAGUCAGACAAAAGCAAGUUUUCAGGUACGGUUGCCAACCUGAUCAAAAACCUGCAAGCUCAACUUGACCACCUAAUUAAAAUGUGGGAAUCAUUAUGUUGAAUCAAACAGUUCCAAGUGAUUGUUAUUUCAUAUAUGAAGGUAGGUCUACCAGUCAGAGGCUUUUUACUUAAAGCAUCUUCAAGUUUCCUACAAUUAAGGAAUUGGGCAUUGCCUAAUGAUCCAAGAAAACAAGGAAAAAGUAAUUGAGACUUUGAUUUGAACCCCUGACAACCCAACUGGUUGCAUCACUCCCAGUAAAACCAGAGGCUUACCUACAACAGCCACUGAACAACUUCACUUAAGCAACUAGGAAAUGGGGCCUUGUUGAGGCACUACAGUUGAACAAACAUUGCUGGUUCUGAACCAGUCGCCCUGCAGCCAGACCUCCAUGUCAGUAUAUUAUGAUUAUUUUUUUUAUUAUUAUUAUUAUAUUCAUGUUUUUUGUAAAUCAAUAUCUUCAAAUAUCAUCACUUUUGAUCUUUUGAUGCUGUUUAAUGUAUGUAAAAUUAUGACAUUAAAAGGUUGUGGCGAGAGAAACUUUGUUUGUGUCCGAAUUCCUUCACUACUUACUACAUAGUGCAUAAUAGUGUGUUUGCCAUUUUGUAGUGCUGUCUGAACCUCCACUUCCAAAAUCCAGUGUCCUAGAAAUUUCCCUCAAAAAAACUGUGCAUCAAUGCUCACUAGAUUGGCAAAUAUAGACCACAAUGCUUUCCAUUUAAACAAUUUCAAUAGAAAAAAAUUUAUAAGCAAUCCACAUUUUUGUCAUCAUAAUACAAUGGAUUCGUGGAUAGUCUUUGUAAAAUGCUUGUAGUUAACAGGUUUUUACUUUGUGAAAUUGGUGACAUCAAAUUUGCAGUUUAAAAACAAGUAGUGAGCAUGGUGUCUAAACUGCUCUUAAAAUCCAAGCUACUGGAUAAAUAUUUUUUAGCGAUGGAAUUUGGACAAUAUGUUUCUCAUCCCACCACAUCUUCUCAGGGAGACCCCAUGGCUAUGUCUUAAAGCCUUUUUGUUUACUAUUAACUCUAAAGCUCUGCAGUGUGGACCCCUUUUGUAUAUUUCUUUGCUGUGCAAAAUAAUCCUCAUUCCAUCUAUCAUUUACAGAUGUCAGGACUAAUGCCUCCAGCUGCACGUGUCACUUCUGAACUUUCAUACCUUAAUUGUAUUUAUUUCUGUUUGCAUUGAUUUUUGUACGUUUUACCGCAACACAAUUCUAGUGUUUGUUUGUUUGUUUUUUUCUGGACGUUUGACUGAGUGACAUUAGGGCAUUAUUACUCUUCUACCAAGAACAACUUAUUACGAAAACAGAAAAAUAAUAAUCACUUUAUUGCUACUAUGGCGCUAUGUAAUGUAUGUUAAAUAUUUUCAAUAAACUUCGUUGUAAAACGUUGAAAAAUCUAGUGCAAAUUCUUUGGUACAUUAGAAUGAUGGGCGGAGUGGUACUAUGUGAACAAUGCGGAAGGAUACUGUCUGGCACGCACUGUACGCUGCAGCUCUUAUUACCGCCUCACGACGCCGUGCGCCAUUUUUUCUCCAGAGGAAUCCGCAGAGACCGACUCACCUUGUUAGACACAAGUGUUUUGCCGAAAUGGCAGUGUAGACGUGUGCCGCGACCCAGCAGCAACAACAAAA